Molecule: messenger RNA, 1913 nt
Organism: Pneumocystis murina B123
Lineage: Eukaryota; Fungi; Ascomycota; Pneumocystomycetes; Pneumocystales; Pneumocystaceae
Exons: 4
Coding region: 28-1863 (611 amino acids)
Biological process (GO): actin cytoskeleton organization
Molecular function (GO): actin binding
Source: RefSeq, a predicted model, not a curated record
UUUUUUUUGAUAAUAAACGUCAAAUCAAUGGCAGCAGCAAGUGUUGUACAAAGCUGGACAACGGAAGAACCGCAGCAAUCAUCUAGGAUAUCAUCUAGUCGUGUUUCAUUUCUACAUGGAUAUUCAUAUUAUAACAAAACAGAUUAUAAUAAUGAGCAAUAUUCAUUUUCUCGUAAUAGAAGUGCAGGAAUUCAUAGCAGAUCAAAAGAUCGUUAUAUGGUUCGUUCAUUACCUAGAAUUGAUCCUCGUUCAGCGUCAGCAAUAAAUAUGAAUAAUAUAUAUAUACAACAUCAUCGUCCUUAUGCGUCAGUGAUUUCUCCGGGAUAUCUUCGUCAAGAACUUAAACGCUCUAUUCAUUCAAGAGAAUAUCCUCUUUUAUCUCCUCGUUCUUUACAUCAAGUUCACCGACGACCGUCAGAAAAGCAUGUUUUAGAUAAACAUUCGAGAAUUUCAACCAAUAAUAGGAGUAAUGGAUAUCUAUUUCCUAAUCCGACUACAUCGUCAGUUUAUAAUAUUAAUUCUCAUGUUUCUAAUACACCUUUUCAAACAGAGAAUACACGAAUUCUUCAUUAUAAAACAACAUCAAAACCAUCUACAAAUGUGGAGACAGAUGUUUCUAUUUCAUUAGCUAAUGAUAACAAAAACGCCGAAUCUCGCCUAUUUAUUGAGGAAAUAGAGCCCAAUGUUAAUAAUGAGAUUUCUAAAAUAAAAAAUAUAGAAAUCGAAGCAAUACCAGAACUGGAGGAAGGCACAUUUAUUUCUAAUACAGAACAAAACAUAAUCCAGAAUGAUCAUUCCUCAAACCCUAAAUUGUUUGUACCUUUUGAAAAAACAAAGUCCUUUAAGUCAAAAAUUUUGAAAGUAUUAUCUUUUACAUCGUUAUCAUCAUUAGAGACAAUUAACACAAAUAAUGUACAUCAUACAAAAAAUCAUGCAUAUUCACAAAAUAUAUCGAAUGAUGCUGCUCAAAUAGGCAACAUUGCCACUAACUCUGAAAUAUAUUCCUUUACGAAGAAAUUAACAUCACCAGAUAACAUUUCAAUCACAUCAACAGCAUCAUCUGCAAGUUUCAUAUUAAGGAAAAUAAGUAAAGAGGGAAAGGGAAUGCUUAAAAAAUCAAAAAAAACUCUCUCAAAUAUUUUUAGAGGUAGUUUACAUUUUGAAGACUCUAAAAUUGCAAUGUCCAAAGAAUAUAAGAAAAGUAUGAUUGAAGAAAUAAGUAAGACUAACUUAGGAACAAAAAAUUCAAUGGAUUCCUUUCAUAAUGGUUUAGAAAACUCUAAAAGCAUAGAAAAGGACGAAGAUAAUUUAUUAAAACUUAACAAUCAUAUACAAGAACAAAAGAAAGAUAUAUAUAUAGAGAAGGAUACAUCAACUUCUCAAUCAACAUGUGAAAAUACUUCUAUGAGCAUAACGACAAUCAAUGAUCCAGCUAAAGAAAGCAAGAACAAUCAAUCUACAUGUUUCAAACCUUGCCCUCCUAUGAAAAAAGGAAUCCUUAAAUAUGCAGAUUGGUCAUCAACGAUAUCUAAUCUUAAACCGUCACAUUCACUAACUGAUAUUCCAAUUCAAUUUGCACCUCCCAUUCCUCUUGAAUUGGUUACGUUUGAUGAUGUUCCCAAUACGUUAUCAUCAGCAGAAACAUCUAUCACUAAAAAUACGAAAUCUCUUAGUUUUUCUCCUAAAAUAACAAUUUAUGAUACAUGGCCUUCAUUCGAAUAUGAUAGAAGGGGAGAAAUUGCAACGUGUAAUCGACUAACACCUAUUUUGGCACAACGUAUUAAAGAAGAACUCAAUACAUACAAGCUUGAUGAAAUGAUUGUACAUGAACAAAGCCGAAGAUUUACUCAUUUUUUCAAUUAAUAAUUUGCAUUUGGUUUAUAGCAUCUAGUUUAAAAUGAGAUACCAAAACA